UAAAGAUAUCGUUGUCGGUGUUACCCCGCCUUCUCGAGAAUCAGUGUUGAACUGGGAUCAUGGGAAUCAACUUCCAUUCAUGGCAGUGGUACGGAUCACCACAGAGCAACGAAGAGAGGCCGGAGGAUUCAAGGUCUUCGCUCUGAUUGACCCCGACAAACACGGCUUAUGCACCCCGUACCGUGGAAUGCGAAAUGAGGUGUUCUUUCUUUCGCACUUUCGUGAUAACCUUCCCGGACGGACCGUCGAAGCGCGUAGCGUCCACUGGGGCAACCGAGCCAUGGGCGUGGCCUUCCAGCUGGGCAAGGGAGCGGAGAUUUUGUCGGAGCAGGGAGGAAUCAGUGAUAGAGACGGAACAAGCGAUGAUGGCGGAGAAAUCUGGGGAUUGGAGGACGGAGAGCGUGACGGGACCGCUCGAAAUGGCAAUAACGAUCCAUUCCAUCGGCAGACGGGAUUCCAGCCAGCUGAUAACCAACAUGGAGCGCCAACGGCACAUGCAGGGCAGAUUCAGGAAAAAGACUUGGCGGGCAGCAUCCUGCACGUGGCAGAAUCAUUCGGCGAUCAGCUCAAGGAUCUGGUACGUAAUUACAAGCAGACGGGAGAUGCGACUAAACUCAAAACCCUGUGGUACCUCGUCGGAAACUCCAAUACCGGGUACUGUCCUCUGCCUACGCGGCUCGCCCAGUUUCUCCGAAUCGACAUUGCCUUUCCCGCGGAUCAGUACGAAGCGCUUGCGGUCGACAUCCGUGCGGUGUGGCCGGACAUCGUUACGGCGAAUGCGUACAGCCUCAUGCUGACCAGGGACGUCAUGGUGUCCACCGGGCUCAUCGUCGAGUAUCGGCUUUGUCGAGCGUUUCUUGCGGAGGCUCUUUAUCGACUGAGCAAGGUGCCGACCCCGUUCAUGACCCUGUCCAAAGCUCAGGUGACGGCUCUCGUCUUCGAAGCAUUCCAUACAGUGGAACGGAUCAUGCCCAGGAAGAUUCAGGCACCCCCUCGGAUUCAGGCCCCCCUUAGCCCGUGACUCUACGCCGAUCCGUUGAUGGCGAGCUCCGCAACAGAGAAGGGAUGGGGAGCCGUCGUCGAAGAUGUUCUGAGCAACAAUGAUGGUUUUUUAGGGUUAUGGGACAUGUUUGUUACGAUUUCUUGAGCCUCUCGCUCGUCGGAGGGAACCAAUUUCCUAACUGCCCAUCUGGUUGGACACUCGUCACCAGGAGGAAUUCAGGAAGAGGUUUACUGCGACCCCCACCCCACUCAAUAAUAGAAGUGUAU
This is a messenger RNA of Eremomyces bilateralis CBS 781.70, 1269 nucleotides long. RefSeq lists its product as uncharacterized. The transcript has a single exon. Bases 80 to 1021 code for a protein of 313 amino acids. NCBI's taxonomy places the organism in Eukaryota, Fungi, Ascomycota, Dothideomycetes, Eremomycetales, Eremomycetaceae. The record is from RefSeq and is a predicted model, not a curated record.